AUGAUCGAUGCGAUAUUUAAAUGCAACGGUCCCCUGUCAUGGAAGGAUGUCCUGGCAUUCGUGACGUCGACACCGGAGAUACAGCUCGUCUUUCGCGAAUACCGAACUAUGUUCCUCCGCCGUCAUCUCUCGGGAACACCCAAAAACCUCGGUAGUCCGUCCGACUUCGUCGCGCGCUACACAGAUGGACGCGACACAUCUCAAUACUCCAAGAUUCACGGGAGAUGGUUUUGGAACAUUUGCAAACCGUUGUCACAAGUUUAUGCUCUUGUGGAUCUCCCUGGAGAUAUCAGAACGCGUCUGGGAUUGGAAGAUUGGCACUGCAGUCCCAGGAACAAAAACGAGUUUGUCGCGUUAUUUUCCACUACGCCCUCGUGGAACCCGAAGGCGCUCAUUGACUACGACCACCAUGCCGCCUUGUGGCGAAAACGUCCAGCCCCCUCCAGAAAGAAUGCCGACGAAAUUUCGUUUCUCAGGAGACUCACAAUGCCAGAGCUCGAAGCACUGGAAGAUGUUUGGCACUGGCUUGGGUUCUUCUACGUCCGCAUCAUAGUAGACGAGGGCUUACAUCAUUUAGCAAGAGGCCAAGACGGAACCUACACCGCUAGAGCUGAGAACUUCUAUUUUGCCAUUCACUGGCUGUGUGAGCGGGGACUAGAGCUGUUGUGCAGGGUCAUCGGCGCCCCGCCUGAGGGCCGGAGGGAGGUUUUGCGAGACGCCAUAAACGUGGCCUACCAGAUAAGAUACGACCGGGGCUACCCAUUCUAUCGAAAGUUCGUUUUGAAUGAAGGAAUAUGGUCAGAGAUAUUUCAUCGAAUGCGUUUUACGGCAGGUGCAGGCGCUGAGGAGGAGUUGAAGAAACACAAAAGAUACCUUGAGCUUUGGCAUCGGCAAUGGAGCGCUGCUUGCGAGCCGGGCGAGCUGCGCCGUCAUCUGACUAUCGCUCAGGCGCAAAUGUUGCUUGUAAACCAUGGUGUAAGUGCAGACGAGCUUACUGAUGCUGAGCUGAGUGCGUUCCUGCUCAACCCGGCUCCGGCUGCGGCCAGGAGACAAAGGUCCAUUGGCACUUACGCCAGUCAUAACGCGACAGCGGGAGAGGAGUCCUGA
Molecule: messenger RNA, 1107 nt
Organism: Colletotrichum gloeosporioides
Lineage: Eukaryota; Fungi; Ascomycota; Sordariomycetes; Glomerellales; Glomerellaceae
Exons: 1
Coding region: 1-1107 (368 amino acids)
Source: RefSeq, a predicted model, not a curated record